AUGUCGAAUCACCCGAUCCGUUCAGCUCCCCCGUACUGGGGUCCUCCCAACUAUACACAGCCAUGGAUGACACCUCAACCGCCUUCAUCGGGCCCGAUACCUCAACCUCAACCUUUCAACCCCGACCCUUCUUCGGCUCCAAAACAAUACCACAACCUCGAAAGUUUUUACGGAAAUGCGAACCUUCCAGGUUUGGGAGGCGCGGCUGCGACAGGCUCCUUCCCGCCUCCCCCGUUUGCUUUCCCAGGAUCCUUCCCCCCCGCGCCGGCCCCUUCUCACAUAUCGAUGCCACAUAUGGGAUAUCCUUUGAUGUCCGAGCAAUUACUUACGCAUUCCUAUCUGCCUCAGCCUCAACCACAGCCAUCAACGAACAACAUCGUACAUCCUUCACAGUCGAAUGUGACAGAUUCGCAGCCGAUGGUGGUUACAAGCUCAAGGCAGGAUUUGGAGCGAGAGGAAGGUGAAUUAACUGAUUUUGAGGGUACUACGGGAAUAGAGAACCGUGGCUCUCGACACCCCAAGGGGAAAACUGGUGGAAACUGGCAAUACCACGGGGCAGGUAAUGGAAGAGAUCACGGGUUGCAGGCAGAAAAAACUCAGUUGGUAAAUACGAACGGGCUCCACCCCAACCAUGACGACUGUUCUGCCAUAGCCGCGGAGACUCGCCACCAGUCGCUAUCUGAAAUUGAGGAAGGCGAGGCAUCACCCGAGCCUCGCGCAUCUAGUAGAGAUAGCGGAUCCCCUUACAACCCCCCCAUGCCAACAGAGGCCAUGUCACCUCCCAUGCCAAAGUCGUUACUUGAACCCGCGAAGAUCACUAGUGAAGGCAUGGUCGCUUUAGACUCACUCCUUCCCUCCUCCGUCGACCAACAUUCGUCCUCUAGUUAUGGCGUUUCACUUGCCCAGCUUCGGGUACAAGCGCAAGGCGCUCUGCUUAGCUUGGCACCACACAGUAUUCGUUAUAGUGAGCUUGUUGGAGAAGGCAUCAAUCCCACGAUACUUAAACAGCUGUAUGAAGAAGUUGGCAUCAAAGUUCCAACCACACCCCUUGCGAAUCUUGACCCCAUGGCUGGCUCCAGUGACGAUCUUCAACCAGGGGCUAGCACGUCAGUCAUGAACGAGAAAGAAAAUCAAGCUACACAACAGCUCGAAGCUCAACAUGAUGCUACGCCAAAGCUUACAUCCAUUGAGGCCAGACCCACACUUCAAUCUAAUCAGCCCAAUACAGCCAAACCUAUGGAACGGAAAGACAUGAUCGCGCGAAUGCUCGCUGCCAAAGCCGCUAAGAGCUCAUCAGUCCCUGCACCAACUCAACCGGAUGCUGAAAUUACGGUUUCAUCGCCCCAAACCCUGCCUUCUGCACUUGAUAAAUCUACAACAACUACACCUUCACGAGAUACGUCCGUGAAUGAAAAAGAAAUACGCGUCAAGGAAAAGAACAAGGCGCAAACUGAGCUUGCGAGGCAACGCAUUGAACAACUGAAGAAGCAAGGACUCAUGAGGAAUCUGCAAAAGCCAUCAUUUGAUAGCCUUACUCCAGAAAAAGAACUGCAUAAUUUUGUCCAGGAGGCACCACAAGCCCAGGCGUCCUCGACUGUUCAACACCCGUUACCAGAACGCCCACCCGUUCCUGAGUCUGCUUCUCUUGAUCAAAUUCCUGGCCUGUUUAUGGCAGAGAAGGUGCCGGAAGCGAUAAACGGCGCACAUGUUACCCCUAUUCAAGACCCAAUACCCGAAUCGGUGCCUCACCCUCGCUCUAGCCAACGCAAACGUCCUCGUGCCUCGGAUUUUGACGAACCAAUCCCCCUACCUAAAAGAGCCUUCAGCAACGGCACCAGCCAUGACCAACCUGAGAGACUUGUUAUCGAUAUAAGUGACGAUGAAUUCCAUGGAGAUGAGGACGAUGCAAGCUUGCACGCUGAAACAACCUGUGCGGAUCCUUCUGGCGUUUUGACUGCAGGAGGAUUAGUCCCAGUAGACCCGCACCCGGCUGAUGGCCUUCCCCGUCGGCCGGCGACUUCCCAGAGCCUGGGUCUUUCUACGUCUACAACCCCGAAUAACCCUAAAAACAGCGAACAGGAAGACUUGAGGAAAAAGGAUCUCGAGAUUCGGGCUAUGCACCGAAGAAUUGCUGAACUCGAGCAACGUAAAAAGGCAAAGUUAGCAAGCCGUACUCAGUCCCCUCGUGCUUCAGACCUAUCCCCUCCCGAACUCGUUAAUAUUCCCGAAAUCUCUAUUCCAUCCCUGUCCAAUAUCGGUGACAAGGAUGUGGACGAAAUUCUAGGGCCAAUGGAUGCUGAUGGGCUAAGGAAAAUGAAGUCCAAAAUAUUACGAAUUCAGGAGAUCGAAGCUGGUGUCCCUUCUCUGGACGCGGAAAUCCACAAAUCCGAAAUGAGACUUGCUGACACGAGGUGCGAAGAAGAGAGGCUAUCGUCGGAGCUAGCAAAGGGCAAAGAAGGCCGACAACAACUUCUACAAGAGCUCAACACCCUGAAGCUAGAGGUUUCUGGGUUGUCGCUUGAUCGUGUAAAUGUCGCAUUGAUUGACAUGGAAGCAAAGGAGAAAAUGCCCGUCGACGUUGUUCAAGGUAUGCUUCGAAGAUUAUCGAUCCCAGGAUCUCAACGCCCAGACACAACAACUUACAAGCACUACGCUAUAGCCCAGGGCUAUGAGAACAAGAUCUUAGAAGAAGACACCUCAGCAGUCCCGGAAGUGUCCGAAGCAGAUGAGCAGGCUCAAGAAGAUACUGCUUUGACGCAAAACGCCACUCCUCCAACUUCGGACUCCCCGGCCGCUGAUCAUGUUCCGAAUGUUCCUGAUGUUGAUAUACCCGUUCCGGAAGCGCCCGCAGCAGAGCCAUCAGAUACGUCGAUGUCGGAAGACUCCAGCUCUUCAAUGGAUGAGUCUACAGACGAUUCAACCAGCGACUCCGAUUCGUUGAAUGAGGAGAUGCAUGACGCACCGGAUCCUAACAUUAAUUCAACUGCGCCCAUGGAAGAAAUAGUACCAGCUCCCCGAGGCAUUCCGAAUGGACCGGAAAGACCACAGCCAGAGGAUACGCUGUUCACAGAUAAAGCCCCCAAUACCCCUACCCAAACCGACAUGUUGUCUAGCGCUGUUGUUGCAAAGUCGGAAAACCUCGAUUCACGAGAAUCUCCCGCCUCGGAAGCAUAUGAGCCGCCAGAACCCGAAGAAUCUGGUAGUGCUUCGGAUACCAGUUACUCCCCUGCUCCUAGUCCUGACUUCCCCAGCCCUGCCACAAAUAUGGAAAUUUCGGGGUCCUCAGAAGAACAAUCUCAAGUCGCUGGUGAGCCGCUAACUGAAAAAGUCCAGGAACUGGAUUUUCAGCAACCAAGUCAAUAUCCCCAGAUUGGCCUUCUGGAUAACACGCGACGCCCUGAAGACUCACAACGUAAAUUCUCACCUUAUACUAGUCCCCUCAGGCUGUUCAAGGCCUAUCGAUACCAUUCAGAUUACAACGACAAGGUGUCCGGCGGCUAUCGCUCCCUAACCUAUAGCCAUAAUAUUGACCCCUUGAAACAUUUUUGUCCCUUUGAGACUUCAGGCGGUGUCUGCAAUGACCGUUCCUGUGAAUACCAACAUUUCCGGGACAUGGCUCUCAGCGGUGCGUCGACGCUUGAACAAUAAUUUGCACAACAUCCCCCGUCUAGCUGGACAUAAAUUUCACAUCUCAUUCUUCACUGCCCGUGCUCCCCUUGGCCCCGCUACAGUGUCUUCUUCUCGUUUCAUGUGCUACUGAACUUGUUUACCAUUUGACCGUGAAAAUAUUCUUUUCUUGCCCGCGCGGAUGCUGACGCACAGAACCAUUAACCUCGGCAGAUGACAAAAUUCUCGUCCAAAUGGGCUCUCUACGGGAGGGCAAAACACCGGAAGAGUGUGAUAGUUAUGUUGCUGGAUUAAAAGAAACUAUCAACGACAUGCGGCGCGACAAGGUGAAGGA
Molecule: messenger RNA, 3961 nt
Organism: Aspergillus versicolor CBS 583.65
Lineage: Eukaryota; Fungi; Ascomycota; Eurotiomycetes; Eurotiales; Aspergillaceae
Exons: 3
Coding region: 1-3648 (1215 amino acids)
Cellular component (GO): exosome (RNase complex); nucleus
Source: RefSeq, a predicted model, not a curated record